Molecule: messenger RNA, 1434 nt
Organism: Oryza brachyantha (malo sina)
Lineage: Eukaryota; Viridiplantae; Streptophyta; Magnoliopsida; Poales; Poaceae
Exons: 11
Coding region: 92-1183 (363 amino acids)
Cellular component (GO): endomembrane system
Source: RefSeq, a predicted model, not a curated record
GUCUCCCCUCCCCUUUCUUCCCCAAAUCCGAUCGGGGCCUCGUUCGACGACCGGCGAGAUCCAAUCCUUGACGACGGCGGCGGCGGCGGCCAUGGCUCGCCGUGUCCCUGCUAUUCUUCUCCUCUUCUCGGCGCUGCUCCUCUCCCUUGCCUCAGCUGCUCCGGCACAAGAAGCCUCCGCUGCCUUCGUCGAUGCCGCGUCCCGCCGCUACCUGCGGGAUCAACAACACGACCAGGCCACUUCAAUGUCACUGGAGGAAGUUUCUGCGGCUGUUUCUGUCUUGCUUGGCUUUGCACCACCACCCUUUCUGCCUGCACACUCUUCUUCAAAGUUAAACCAAGUUCUACUCCCUAACCCAUUUGACAGACCACGGGCUGUUUUCUUGCUGCAAAUUGAUGAAUCCCAUGCCUCCAUUGAAAGCAUCACAUCUGGAGCUGGUAGCAUCUUCAAAACCACAAUUGAAGGUUUAAGCAAUUCUGCUACAGGACUUACAGAUAAGGAUGAUCUAGUCAUCGUUCAUUCAGAUGAAUCUCCAGCUGUUGAUUCUGGUUCUGAUUAUGUUGAUAGUGAACUCAUUGACUUGGCAAACUGGCUUGGGGGUUCAUAUGAGAAGGUUGACAGCAAAUUAAACAUUCCCUUGGAGAGUGGAAAUACUCUUACUUUGCUUCUUGCCAAGGAAGCAGACAUGGAAUUUGCAUCCAGCUUGAUCUCCCUUCGUAAAACUAUAAAAAAGGGAAUUCAGGUUCAUGAAGAUUUCUCAGGUGGUGUCAUGAGCCCUGCAGAAUUAUUAGUAUGCCACUUCAUAGGCAUUAAGGCUUUGGAAGAAGAAUAUGGUUCUGCAGAAAUUGUUAAACAGGGAACUGAUGUAGUCCGAACAGCUGUUGCCAAAGCAUUCGAUUUACUACGUGGAGCAUAUAAUGGGGAAAUUGUUGGAUUAGUAAUAUCCACAAAGGAGGCUUCAGCAUCCUUAGUGGGUCCAGCAUCUUCACUGCACAUUUCGAGAUGGCUAGAAGAAAAAAGCCAAACAAACACUACAGGCUCUUCUGAGAUACUUGUUAGAAAGAGUUUGGCAUGGAUUACAGGAAUCAUUCUUCUCGUCUCUACUCUCAUUGGGGUUUGCUUGCUUAUGAAUAUGCCACUUACCAGGGACACCCUCCUGUAUUCAAAUGUCAAAAUCGAUUAGAUGAAACUAAGAGUAAGAGAGAUUAGCGCUUGGUUGUUGUAAUUGUCAUUUCACACUCUACGUGGCUUUUAUGGGAUGGUUUUAACCUUUUAUUAGGCCACAUGUUUGACAUAAAAAUGCUGCUUCUGUGUGGGUCUGCCGCGAACGCAAAAACAUUUUUUUGUGAAUUGAACUGGCCCUUGUUUUUGGUUAUAAAUAAACAACCCAGAGGAGCAGAAUUGGUUGAUAUAUAUGUAAUAAUUUUUGCAGAA